AUGGCAACAGCAGCCUGCGACACAUUCUUCGACCUCCCAGAGUUAGUCUGUCGCCUCACCCACUUCCUUCCACAACACGACCUCAUCAAACUCCUCCAACUCAACCACCACAUCAACACCAUCUGCACCCCCGAGCUCUGGCGCACACUCGACCUCACCCCCCGCAUAGUUUCCGAACAACUCUUGGACUCGCCCCUUGGUCUCCAAGCACUCAGUCGAAACAUCAACUCUCUCAACCGCUCAACAUUGACACAUCUUAGCCUUAAUCGAGUGCCUCUUACCCCACUCCGGAUCCUCCGCCAUAUCUGCCGCACCCUCUCCCAACUCACUCAUCUCCAAACUCUGCGACUAGAGGCACCUUGGGGUCAUUUCAUCAAUCACCAGAGCUUUAACGCCCUCUUCUCCAGUUGUCCUCGUUCAUUGGUAGAGUUCUCGCUCCGAGCCGAGGUUGAAUAUUUCGGAGGAGGCACGGAUUUAACACCGGAUGAAGAUGAUUGGGACUUUGAUCAACGGCCGUUGGUGCCGUCGACUGAACCGUUUCAUUGUCUAAUGAGGCUCGAGUUCCCGAGGAUACGGAGCAAGGAAUCCGCUCAGGCGGUUAUUAUUGUUCCUACCUUAAUGCUCUGUCCAGCCCUCGAGACUCUAAAACUCCCAGCUAUCAAGGAUGCCCAGACGAUCGAGUUGAUCUCUAUGACUCUUCGUCUCUUCUGUCCACUCGUCACCGACAUGUCUCUUGCUUCCGACGCAUCUGUGAGAGAGGGCGGAGAGGACGUUAUGGGCAUUAUGCAGCAGAUUUCACCAGGGCACCGACUCCGAAACAUCUAUCUCAUAAACUGCCUCGACAACGCUUUACCUUCAACCACUGCUGCUGCAUUCCUCCAACAUGCAGUGUCGCUCCGCCGGGUCGAAUUGAGUGCCACCCGACUACUCAAGAGCGCCACCAUCCAGACCAUCCUCGUAUCGUGCCAGGGGUUGGAGUACUUGAAGAUCGAGGAGAAUGUAUCGUCGACCGAUUGCGCUCUCCACCUCGAAGAUGCAGCCCUAGCAGAAUGGGGAUGUGCCCGGAUCCGGUACCUGGAACUGACUGUUGCUUUUACACCUGAUGGCCGGGACCCCAAGUACUUUGCCGCCGACCCAACGAUGACUACAUGGACUGAGGAGGACCACCAUCAUUGGGACUUGAUGGACAGGUUAUACACUCAAAUCGGAGCACUAUCAGAGUUGGUAGUCUUGAAACUCAAGGCUGCAGGUGUACCACGACCACCGCAUACUCCAAGGAACCGGCAACGCGGCGAUAACUUCAAGGACACAUGCCUCCCAGGCCUCCUGUCCCUCGAGGACCCCACCUCCGGCAAGAUCGGGUUCCUAUCACGUCUCUCCGGACUCACCAAACUACGUGAGCUCCGCGGAUCAUUGUUCUGGACGAAUAGGGAGGUGCUGGCCAGGACGGGCGAGCGAGAAGUGGAAUGGCGCCGGCCGGGGUUGUUGCUUGAAGGUGACCAGCGGGAUGAGGGUGAUACUAUCUUCUUGUAG
Molecule: messenger RNA, 1533 nt
Organism: Linnemannia hyalina
Lineage: Eukaryota; Fungi; Mortierellomycota; Mortierellomycetes; Mortierellales; Mortierellaceae
Source: the annotation of a GenBank genome assembly